UUUCUAAUUAACUAGGUCGACCCCUUUAAGCGUCGGUCUCAGUGAGCUUCGCUCCAGAGGGGACGCGGCCACUGUGGAGACCGGUUUUUUCCGGCCCCAGAAGGCCCCGACCCCGCCUCUCUCGUAGUCUCGGCCGCCUCACGAUUUACUUCGAAGUGCCACCAGGGGUUACUCCAGCAUCUACUCCUGCUGCUGCUGCUAGUUCAAGUACCAUGCUAUUUACCUCAUUUUCAAAUUCUUCUACCUGCACUGCUGCUACUGGGCCCUUGUUUGGUGCCCCAGUAACUUCAGCUGGAAUGUUUGGUGGUACAUCUUUGAGAUUUGGAUUAAAUUUCUCUGGAGCAUAUGGAGCAGCUGCUGUUGCAUCUACUACAGCAUCAACCACCACUACCACCACUGUUACCACCACCACCACUACUACCACCACUAGUAGCUUUACCUUGAACCUAAAACCACUGACAUCAAUUGGGACUAACAACACUGUUCCAGUCAGCAUUACAUCUAUACCUUUUACUCCGACUGUUAAUGCAAUCAUAACUCCUGUGAUGACAUAUGGUCAGCUGGAUGGUCUGGUAAACAAAUGGAGCCUUGAGUUAGAGGAUCAAGAGAAACACUUUCUUCAUCAGGCCACCCUGGUCAAUGCUUGGGACUAUACAUUGAUGAAGAAUGGUGAGAAAAUAACUGCUUUACAUGGAGAAGUAGAAAAAGUGAAACUGGAUCAGAAAAGGCUGGAACAAGAAUUGGAUUUUAUCCUGUCACAGCAAAAGGAACUGGAACAUCUCUUGAUCCCUUUGGAGGAGUCUCUAAAGGACCAUAGUGGGUCUGUUUAUCCACACUAUAUAGAUGAGCAUGAGAAGACUUACAAGUUAGCAGAAAAUGUAGAUGCUCAGCUGAAACAAAUGACCCAAGAUCUCAAGGACAUCAUUGAGUACCUGAAUAUAUUUGAAAGUCCUGCUGACUCUACUGACCCGCUCCAGCAGAUCUGCAGAAUUCUAAAUGUUCAUUUGGACUGUCUACAGUGGAUUAAUCAUACUUCGGGUGGGAGUUUAUUUGUACCCCAAGUUAUCUACAUGCUGCAGAGGAAGGUAGAAGAGGUAACACAAAUUCUAGACGAUCGUCAUUGCAAGGAGGAAGACUGCAACGUCAACAUGGCUUUUGAUUAAAUGACCCUAUUUUGAGCAUGUUGUUUUUGGAUUAUACACUACCUUCAAAUUUUGAAGGUGUUCAUUAGAAUAGUAUUUACAGCUACUAUUCCCUCUUUGGUGACAAUAAAGUAUGCAUGUAUUUUUUUUCCACUUAAAUAUUGUGCUGUUUGAAAAUGAUUCUGUAGCUUGGCUUUUAGUAUUAGCAAAUCAGAACUUUAUCAGCUCUUCUGUCUAGGCAGCAACCUCUUUGAUGUUGACGCUGUGUGUAUAAUUCAUGGCUUACUCUCCCAGAUUCCAUAUCUUACUGCCAGUAUGCAUUGUCCUUUUCACUCUAGCCAGAUCAUAGAGAAAUGUUUGCCAAAAAAUAGAUGCCAGCCAGUCUUUACUGGGUGCUUGUUAACAUUCAGCAUAUAGUGUUAGCUACUGUGAAGUCUCUCUCAAAGGCACUUACUGUCUCCUUUGAGAUACAAUUAAUGCCUUCUAUAUGAAAAUAGUAUAGACAAUACAAGAAAGUGUGUUAUGAAUUAUAGAAAGUAUGCUAUAGAAAUUCAGAGAAGUGGAACUUCCCUAGUGAUCCAGUAGCUCAGUCUCUGUCCUCCCAGUGCAAGGGGCCCAGGUUUGAUCCCUGGUCAGGGAACUAGAUCCCACAUGCUACAGCUAAGUUCACAUGCCACAACUAAAGAGUUCACAUGCCACAAUUGAAAGUCCUUGCAUGCCACAACUAAAGAUCCUGCCUGCUUUAACUAAGACCCAGCUCAGCCAAAUAAAUAAAUAAAUAAAAAUAUUAAAAGAAUUUCAGAGAAGGGAGGAAAAGUUAGAGUGGAUUUAGGGCUUGAAUUAGGCUAUUUUUAAAGGGUAUGGUUCAGGCAGUUUAUUUUUAAUGUGCAAAUAAUCUGGAAUUUUACUUGAUUUUAGCAUGUGAUUAAUACUUGUGGGGUUUGUGUACUUAUUUGUUUUUCAAGAAAAAGCCUUGUUCUUAGCCUCUGAUUUCUUGUGUUUCGUGUUUUACCUAAGUCAUAAAUAAAGGCAAUGCUCUGAAAA
This is a messenger RNA of Dama dama (fallow deer), 2186 nucleotides long. It is a transcript of the gene NUP62CL, whose product is annotated as nucleoporin 62 C-terminal like. Gene Ontology annotation, biological process: protein import into nucleus; RNA export from nucleus. Gene Ontology annotation, cellular component: nuclear pore central transport channel; nuclear pore. Bases 213 to 1163 code for a protein of 316 amino acids. Gene Ontology annotation, molecular function: structural constituent of nuclear pore; phospholipid binding. The record is from RefSeq and is a predicted model, not a curated record. Lineage: Eukaryota; Metazoa; Chordata; Mammalia; Artiodactyla; Cervidae. The transcript is spliced from 10 exons.